GCUCUGUCGGUAUUUUGAAAAACAAAAUUUAAUUUAAAUUUGACAAGUAAAAACAUAUUCAUUUUCUUCCUUUUGAAUGUUUAUUUGAAAUUUUUUGAGUAACAAUUUAAAUAUUAUGCAAAUAAAUUAAAAGUAAGAAAAACUGUAUAAGGAAAAGUAAAAAAAUGGCAUAUUGCUUCGAUGAAUUGGGGGACUACGCCGUAACACCAAUGCUCGUGUCACCUUGCGACCCAGAGAAAUGUUGCCAACCACCACCGUGUUAUCCUUGCCUACCCCGCUGCCCAAAAGGACAGGUUGUGUAUUAUUGUGAGAAACCACAAAGCACACAAAGCAAGUCUUCAAAAAACUGUGAUAAUUGUUGUUAUGAAACUCCAAAAGCCGAAUCGCAUUGUAAGCGUAGAUCGUCGUCACCUCCAAGAGAUGACUGCUGUCCUACAUGCAGUAAUCCAUGCAAACCAAUCAAAACCAAAUACGUAAUACCAUGCUACCGUUAUGAAGAUGGACGAAUCGAACAGUACGUUCCGACGCGACACGGUAGACUUCCUAUUACGGCAUACCGUAGAAAUGGUAUGCAAGACCAAAUCCAUGGGUAUAGAGGGGCACAGCGAUAUCUGUGCGCUGGCAGUAUAGGCAGUGAAUACCACGUUUACACUGCAGUGGAACCUAUCCGCAGGAUAUAUCCAAAAGUUACACAAGAAAUGUUACCCGUAAAUCCCCUACCAUCCAGUGCGUUAAAGCGGAACGGCCUUCAAGAUCAGCAAUUUUUAGAAAGCAGUGGAAUAUCGUAUAUACGCAAAUGUUGGAGAAAUGCCACAUGGAGCGAUAGCCCAUUUAUUUUACCCGUCAAACCUAUGAAGAAACUUCCUAGUAUUGUACGAAAAUUACCAGUGUCUGCAUUCAAGCGAAAUGGUAUACAAGACCAAGAACAUUCUAAGUUAUUAGGCACCGCAAACUUUCUUAAACGAUGUCCUCGUGAUGUAGCAAUAGAAUGUGAAGUUAGCCCUGUCCCAUUAAAAGUGAAAGAUCCUGUCAAAGUACCUGAAUACAAUAAUCCAAUCGAAUGUUGUUUACUAAAGAAGGAACCUAUUGAAGUUUCUUUAGAAGAUGUUUUGUAUGACUAAUACAAGUUCAAAGUUAAAGCUUAUAAAAUAAAAUGUAAAUCAGCCUACAGUUCUAAUGCGCCGCGCAUGUGAAGUAGCCGUGGGCGCUCGGCCGAGGCGAAAGCCUUUCGCAG
Maniola jurtina (meadow brown) is the source of this 1234-nucleotide messenger RNA. RefSeq lists its product as uncharacterized. The record is from RefSeq and is a predicted model, not a curated record. The transcript is spliced from 5 exons. NCBI's taxonomy places the organism in Eukaryota, Metazoa, Arthropoda, Insecta, Lepidoptera, Nymphalidae. The coding region runs from base 165 to 1121 and encodes 318 amino acids.